This is a messenger RNA of Contarinia nasturtii (swede midge), 5451 nucleotides long. RefSeq names its product protein chiffon (gene chif). Gene Ontology annotation, molecular function: protein serine/threonine kinase activator activity; nucleic acid binding; zinc ion binding. The record is from RefSeq and is a predicted model, not a curated record. The transcript has 12 exons. Gene Ontology annotation, cellular component: nucleus; Dbf4-dependent protein kinase complex. The coding region runs from base 290 to 5050 and encodes 1586 amino acids. Lineage: Eukaryota; Metazoa; Arthropoda; Insecta; Diptera; Cecidomyiidae. Gene Ontology annotation, biological process: positive regulation of nuclear cell cycle DNA replication; regulation of cell cycle phase transition.
CAAAAAAUAAUGGCCGAUUGUAUGUCAUGAUGGAACAAUAAGAAAGAGCCUAUCAAACAACCAUGCAAAAUACACAGAAUUCAAUUUUUCCCGUCGACCACAAAAAAGUGAAUAAAAUUCGAAUUAUUUCAAUCUAAAAAACACUGAUUUUCCGAUCGUUUUGUUGCUGUUUUUAUAUCGGUGAAUUGUGUGAAAGUUGAGCAAAAGGAAAACAGAAAUAAAUAAUGACGUUACUAAUUACAUUGGCGAAUUUAGAGAGAAAAGCCGUUUGAAUGUUUGUCCCGAUAUUAUGGUAUCGCCCUCAAAACCACAUCAUUCGAGAGUCGCCAGCCAAGAACAUUUACAUAAAUGUAAAUUAGUUAAGGGACCCAAACCAUUGUUACAUUUUAAAUUUUAUUUGGAUAUUGAAAAGCAACAUAUUGUGAAUAAAAUUGAAAAAACUAUAAGAGAACUUGGCGGCUCGAUCGAAUUUUUUUUAGCGGAGAAAGUAACACACUUCGUCACCGACAAGCCAAUCGAUCGUGAUGGAAAAUUAUUGAGCGUUUGCAAUCAUUAUCUAUCACCAAAAUCAUUGCUUUUAUCACAAACAAAAACACCAUCACCCGUUCCAAAAACCUCAUGUUUACAAUCGUUGAAUGAUUUAAAUACUAGUGAUGAAAAGCAGGCAGCCUGUUCAAGACCAAAAAAUCGUGCGGAUGCAAUGGUACAAAGAGCACGUACAACAACGCAAUCACUUGAUAGUAAAAGCGUACAAUGUGCCUCUUCGCAAUCCCUCACACAGAAUCCAAUGCAAUUAGCUUUAAAUUGGAAAACAGUCAUUUGGAACAUUGAAUAUACGUUAAAAUACUUGGAGAAGGUAUCGCUUGCACUCAAAUUUGAGAAUCAAUCGCGCACUACAUCAAGUACAAAAUCAUCACAUCAUCAUCAUCAUCAUCAACAUAAAACUGCAAAUGUUAAACAUUUAAACGGUCAAUAUAUUAAAAUUGAAUCGUCCCAGAAAAAUUAUCGACCAUAUUAUCAGGAGUUUAAUAGUUGGCCAACGAUCAACUUCGAUUGUAGUUUGUGUCCGUUUCAAACUCAUAGUGAUAAAACUGUUCAAAAAAAUAAUAAACAUUGUGAGACGACAACCGAAGAGAAUAAAUCAACUAAAGUGAAAGUGUUGAAUUUGUCACCGUCAAUUAGCAAAAUAAAAACCGACGUGACCUCAACGAGUGUAUCAAUAUCAGUUUUAGCUAAAAACAAUAUAGCAAGCAUUAUUGAGGGUACAAUGACACGAAAAACACGAAAUAAACCAGUGCGCGAAGCCGCCAUCGAUGCGUGUAGUAUCAAAACAAAUAACGAUGAUGUCAAACCAAAUUCGGAAAAGUGUGGAUAUUGUGAAAAGUGUCGCGUUGAAUACGAUGUACUAGCGCAACAUUUACAAUCGAAAGAACAUUUGAAUUUUGUUAAAAACAAUGACAAUUACAUAGCAUUAGACAAUUUAAUAAAUAGUGGCAGCAAUGUUGAAAACUUUUUACGUCUCAAUAGUGCUGAAGUGAUUGACGAAUCGGAAAGAAAUGGCAUGCAUAGCCCAAAACGUGAAUCAUUGAUUAGUACACGUGUUAAUUACUUAAGUCACAGCAGCCUUGGCGGACUCAACAGUGAUGUUGAUAACGCCGUCACAACCAAAUCUCAUAAGCAAAUGAACGGUAUUAGAAAUGAUUUAUCACCAUCGAAAGUGAACAAUGUCCGAGGAAAAUUACCAAAGUACUCACCACCAAUAACACGACGAUCACAAACGAAAAACGCGAUCCAUGUUGUGUUGGACGAUCAACAAUCGCAGCACAAUGAAACGAAUUCAAAAGUUCGGCCUGAUAAAACAACGUUCGGUAACUCAAUCAUUGUUGAUUUUAAGGAAGAUGAACUAAAUUUCAUUUCAAAAGCAGACAACGAUAUUCAAACAAAGUCUCCAAAACAAACAAAAAUAACCAUAAAUGGCAAGAAAAAGUGCGACGAACCACCAGUAAAUAGUAUAAUUGACGACUCUCCGGUACUGCCAAAACGUUUAGUCCGAGCAUUUCCACGCUAUAAAGUUGUGGAUGGUGAAGGUAAACCAGGCAACGAACGAAUUGCGGCUAAAAAUAUAAAAUCAAAUGCCAGCACAAAGGCGGCCGAAUUGAGUGCGCGCAAAGAGUUAGCUGAAAAUGAAAGGGGCAUUAGGGAUCCAGAAACUGGAUUAAUAGUUAAAUUUAAACGUGUUCGUGAAACCGAAUUGUCAAAACUCACCGUAGAAGCGGACAAUUUUAUGUUUCCCAAACGUGAAGAACAGCCAACCGAUGAAGAUCGUCAAAGUACAUCAGAGCACGAUGGUGAAGUUUCAUCGGAAAUUUUGUCAAGCGAAGUGAGCAGCAUUCGAGACUCCUUCUCCACAUCACAAAACAGCCGUUUAAAUGUAUCCACGACCAGUGAUCAAUUUACAAGUAGCGGACGAAGGAAAAAACGUCGCACACAAUAUGAUGAUAAUUUCAAAAGUCCAGCCAAAACUAAACAGAAAUUUCGAGCAUCCCUCAUUCAAUCACGAUUGAAUUCCAAUAAAAAAACAACAGCCAUAAAUGGAUCUCAAACGCCGGCCAAACAAUUGAGCCGGGGUGCGAAAAUGUCAGCUGCUGUAAAGGUAACAGGACGCGGUCGUCGUGGCAAAAAGCAACGAAAUUUGACUGCCGUCACUGUUGAUGCACAAACUGAUAAUUCGCUCGAUGAUCGAAUGGGGGAGAAUUCUUAUAUUGGUGGCAAACUUUUAUCAACCGAUUACAUAAAAAAUUUGAAAUUUUCAUUUGAACGGGUCCCAAGUAAUGAACCAUGGUAUUUGACAUUUCAACGACAGGACGAGCAUCGCGAACGAAUGUUUGAGUACUGGGGAAAUACAGCCUAUAGAAAACUUCCAUAUGAACUUGGACCACUGCCUCCUUUGGAUACAGAUUGUUGUCUUCUUAGUAAAUUAACCGCGAUGAAAACUACAAAACAAAAAAAUAGACGCUCUACGAAGCCGGGCUUACAAACUCCUGGUUGCUCUGAAGUAAUUAACACAAAACCGACUUCAACGACAUCGGGCGAAAAUACGGUCUCAAGUAGUAGUAGUGGUGGUAAUAGCUGUUGUAAUGCAAAUACAAAUGUUUCAACUCUUAAGUCAACUACAGUUUCCAAAACGUCUGAUGAGAGUGACAAUGAAAGGAGGGCCCACACAAGUACCUUGUCACAGUUACUUUUGGCUGAUAGUUCAUUAAAUAGUAUUUCAUUACCGAAUGCAAUAUCAAAUAAGAAGAAAAAUAUGUUAUUAGAUGCAUUUGGUCAACCGAGAAAGUCACCCAGAGAGCAUGCCUCGACAUUGGCGAGUCUAAGUUCAUUGAUUCAACAACGACGAAGCCGAAUCAAAGAGAUGAAUGGCGGCAUAUCACCGGAAAAAAUGCCAAGCUAUAAAGCUGCUGUGGCCGCAGCCAUGGCAGCUCAACAGAGUUCCGAUGCAAGAGAUAGUGCCGAUGUCAGCGAAAGCGAAGAGCUCAUCGACGAAUGUGAUGCUCGACUUCAAAUUAAAUCAACCAUCGACACUGAAUCGCGUCCAAUGUCGAGUCGUAGACGAUUGAAUCAAACACCGUCGUUUGAAUUAACCAAGACCACAGUCGAGGGGAGUAAUCAUCAAUCUAGCGGUGGUUACAGUUCAGAUAAAAUAGUCCGUUUGCGGAAGGGAAAACGACGUCAAACGGAAAGCAUAAGCAGCAAUAACGAAUCGAUAUCAGGCAAAAACGAUAAAUUAGAUGAAACAACGCAGAAAAGUGGUGACAAAACGAAAGAUGUCGACAUACCGAAAAUGCCAGUUAUCGAAUAUGUUGAUCCAAAUAAAGUGGCCCGUGAUCUCGACGAUCUAUUGUACAAUUGUUAUUUGGAUGCUGACAGUGAUUUAAAUGAUAUACCCGUAGAUUGUUCAGAUCUCAUUUUAGUAAAUUCUUCAAAAGAUUUUGUUGAAAUUAUUGAAUCGGUUAAGGAUGGCCCGCUUACUUAUCGUAGCUUACAGAGAGGGAAAAAACGGCACAUUAAUAAAACUGGUUGGCCAUCGUUACCACGUAAACGUCUGCCAAAACGCGAGAAAGUAGAUGAUGUGGAAUCGGCUCUAUCUGACGCGCAACAUUGCGAAAGUAGCCAUUCCGACACAGAAAAUGAUCUGAACGAAGUGACUAUGGAACGUGAAAAUGAUAAUUCCAAUAUUGCAUUGGAAAGUGUGUCAAAAGAUGCCGAUAAUGUUGUUGAAUCACCAAAAAAUAGUCCAAUAUCGUUCCGUAGUAUGCCUCGUCGACGGCGUCAAAACACCAAUAAAACCGAAGAUGAUAAUGAUGAAGAGAAGAGCCGAGCUUUACGUCAUGAUCGUCGCAAGAUACGUACACCAUUUUGUGAUGACAAUGCAGUACAAUUUAUCGUAUCAACCAGUUCGAGUGAUAAAGCCGAAAAUUCGGAUAUAUUCACUGUAUCCUCUGAUAGUUUCUUAGAUACCGAUGUGAAUAAUGAUACACUUACAACGGCUAAAUCAAGAUUUUCAGCUGACUCACGUUUAUCUGCUGACGACGACGAUAGAACCAUGUCAGACGAGAUGACAGUCAACAAUGAAAGCAACUGGCAUUGCCGCUCUUCUCUACCUUGUAACAGUAUUGCGAACGAAGUGAUAAAACAACAAAAAGGCUUUCCCUCAAUCGAAGAAUCCACCGCAACACCAACAAUAACCACCAACACGACCAGUAUUUUGGAACGAACUCUCAUGUCAACGCGUUCAACAUAUAUGCGAUCGCCCAGUUUAGUCAAAGAGCCAGCAUUCGAUUUGAAUUUACAACCAUUAGUAUGUGUACAAAAAAUGUCCGAAAAAGAUUUACCACAAUCACAUUGGAUAAGUAAUUUAUCAUCGGCAACCACAGCCCAAGAGUCUGAUGUUGUAAAGCCCAAUAAUCGAGCCAAUUCAUCUCUGAAAACUAAAACAUCGCCACGAAAAUUGCGUAAACCGCGUGGCCGAUGGUAUCGUGAACGGUAAAGAGGAAGCGAAAUUUAUGAACGGACACAACUGCCUACUUACUAUUUGACAUUAAAUUGCUGAAAACAAAUCAUCAUCCUACAAAACGUUAUUUCAAUCUAUUUUCCAUUAAACAGUUGAUAGAAAAAGGCACAGAGCUUGGUUACUCUGUUAAACUCUAAAUUUUAAUUCUUAGUAUUUUAAAAUUGAAAUAUUGACACGAUUUGUAUUAUCAUUUUAACUGUAACCACUAUUUAAGAAUGAAAAUAUGCCGUUAAAAAUAUUCUCUGGAUUUAAUAAAAUAAUUUCAUAAAUAACAUUAUAGUACAUAGUUCGAGCGUCAGUGGAAAUGAUAAAAUAAUAUAUUUUGUAUGCGAAACACUUAAAUUAGUUCAAAAUGAGAGGAAAUAAAUAAAAUUUGU